AUGUAUCUAUUCAUCACUGCUGAUGUUUUGAAGGAAAGCGAUCGCAUGAGAGAGACUGUGCAGAACAGACUGCGAAAAUGUCAAGAACUGAAGGGCCAAGCACGGGAGAAGAGGGACCGGAAAGAUGCCAUCAGUUUUGCGACACAGUCUUCUCUCAUGGCAGAUAUGGCAGGCCAGAUUGAACCUGGCAUGUCCGUGAGCUCCCGACCUGACGCUAUGGUUGCCUUGGCCGUUGGCAAUCCUUUCCCGCCCAGCACGACCAAGCUGGAUGAUCUGAAGCCGAUGUUAAUCUCGGAGCUGCAGAUCGACACGCAUCAUCAAGGUCGAGUGCUGGAUGUCAAGCGGUGUGCUGCUGUCGUCGAGCUCGUAGCUUACUCGUGGACCAUUGUGGAAGACAAGGCAGGUGAUGUCGAGCGGAUGGAAGUCUACCUGCAUAAAUUCAAGCGAGGCGAAGAAGCCCUGGACUGCGGGCCGAACUUUCGAAUCAAGGAGCCUUAUUUCACCAUCAACGAGCAAGGAGAACCCACAAUUCGAAUACAUCAUCCGUCAGAUCUCGUUCGUCUUGAUACGGAACCUGUGCCGAAGACUGCUCAGAAGUGCAAAGAUCUGGGCAAUGCCGCGCUCAAGCGGAAGGAGUACUUCGAUUCCAUCCGACGAUACACGCAAGGACUGGAGCUGUGCGGGAAGGACGGUGGGGAGGACAUUCGACAUGACAUCUACCGAAAUCGAGCGCAUGUCAACCUCUUGCUGAAUCGUUUCGACGAGGCUAAAGCGGACGGACUGGCAUCGGUGACUGGUGGUGGAGAUGAGAAGAGUCGACUUCUCGACAGCAAAGCCCAAUAUCGAGCUGGAUGUGCUGCCUACAGUCUGGGGCAAUUCGAGGAUGCGCAGCGAUCGUUCAAGGCUGCGAAGGAACUGGCGCCGGAAGACAAGGAUACGAACACGUUCUUGCGUAAUAUCGAGGCCAGGCUCCGCGAGCAAGUUUCGGGAGACUACAACUUUACCAAAAUCAGGCUGAAGCUUUCGAAAGCCCGGCCUCGGGUCGAUGCGGCCACCUUCGUUGGGAAUGUUGAUGUCCAAGACAGUCCUCUUGGUGGUCGUGGAGUGUUUGCUACGAAGGAGAUCAGGGCCGGGGAGCUCAUACUUUGCGAGAAGGCGUUCUGCGUCGCAUGGGGCCACGAGGAGGAGUCAUGGACCGCUAUGACUUACGAUGCGAGAGACGACAGGAUCAGAGCGUAUCCUGCCGGGCUGACCAAGGUAAUCGUACAGAAGCUUCUGAACAACCCGUCGCAGAUUGAGAAGGUCAUGGAUCUGUUCGGUGACUGGAGGAGCAUCGGAAAGGAGGUGCUGAUUGGGGAGGAUGCCUUUCAAGUUCACGACGUGGUUUGCAGGAACGCAUUCGGCCCUGGUGCGGUCAUCGCUGGCGAGGCCGAGAACAUUAGGAAGGCUAGCACGGGACUCUGGCUGAUGGCUGCAUAUAUUAACCACUCGUGUUUGCCGAAUGCGGAGAAGAGCUUCCUCGGCGAUUUGAUGGUGGUCAGAGCAACGAGGAACAUUACGGCCGGAAGCGAGAUCACACACAGUUACGACUCCUCGUCGGAUUACGACGCACGACAGGAGGCGUUGAUGAAGACUUGGGGUUUCCGCUGCCGCUGCGAACUGUGUAAAGCGGACGGUGGUGAUGCUACCGAGGUGAGAAAGAAGAGGAGGAACUUGGAACAGCAGGCUCUUGCGGUGGUGGCGAAGGAGCAUCCAAGCAGUGCGAGACGGACGACAGUAUUGAAGGUGGAGCGUUUGGCGAAGUUGAUCAACGAGACCUAUGAUGAUGAAAGAUACAAGGACCUUCCGCGGAUGGCUCUCGCGCAGAUCGAGGCAUGGCUGGGUCAAGCGGUAAGGCGGUGA
Zymoseptoria tritici IPO323 is the source of this 1902-nucleotide messenger RNA. RefSeq lists its product as uncharacterized. Gene Ontology annotation, molecular function: protein binding. The record is from RefSeq and is a predicted model, not a curated record. The transcript has 2 exons. NCBI's taxonomy places the organism in Eukaryota, Fungi, Ascomycota, Dothideomycetes, Mycosphaerellales, Mycosphaerellaceae. Bases 1 to 1902 code for a protein of 633 amino acids.